AUGAGGGAUGUUGCUAACAACAUCACCAGUCAAUGUAGUCUAUAUCAUUACAAUGUUACUGAUUCAAGGCUGCGCCAGCAUGUGGAGAAGGGUAAUGAAGAUGGAUUGUAUAUUAGCUGUGUGGCUUCUGUAACAAAUCUUUGGGCUGUAAUUAUCGAUGCGGGAACAGGUUUCUGUUCCCAGGUCUAUGAACUCUCAACUGUGUUCCUUCAUAAGGACUGGAUUAUGGAACAGUGGGAAAAGAAUUACUGCAUCAGCUCGAUCGUUGGUGCUGUUAAUGGGAGUUCCUUGGUUGUUAUGUCUAAAGGUUAGUAAAAAAACUGUUUUUAUAGAAUUCAUAUAAAUAGUUUUCUUUAUUCAUAUAUUUGUUGUUUGCAUAAACUUUUAUGCUACUUUUAUAAUUUGCAUUUUCUCACCACAAGAUAAAGGAAAAAAUAGCUGAAAGCAUGUGUGCCUUUAAGAAGUUGAUAUAUUACCAACAAGAUAAGUUAGUAAAGAUGCAUAUUAUUGGGGUGACAUUUAAGUUUUAGAUUAGGAGUUUGGCUAAGUAAAUUUUCACAAUUUGAAAAUUGCUAGAUUUUACUAUUUUGAUAACUGAUUGUGGUAGAGGAGAGAGGAUUAUUUUUAAAUCAUAAUAUCCUUUUUUUU
This is a messenger RNA of Camellia sinensis, 648 nucleotides long. Lineage: Eukaryota; Viridiplantae; Streptophyta; Magnoliopsida; Ericales; Theaceae. The record is from RefSeq and is a predicted model, not a curated record.